CGGCGCGGGGCGCGGCGGGGCUCGGGCGCUCCCGCUCCCCUUUGUUCGCCGCGCCGAUGGCGGCCGGGCCGGGCGCCGGCCCCGGGGCGCCCAGCGAGGCGGAGGCGGCGCAGCUCUGCCGCAGCCUGGAGGUGGGCACCGUCAUGACCCUCUUCUACUCUAAAAAGUCGCAGCGACCCGAGCGGAAAACUUUCCAGGUGAAGCUGGAGACGCGGCAGGUCACCUGGAGCCGCGGCUCCGAGAAGGUCGAGGGGGCCGUGGAUAUUCGUGAGAUCAAAGAGAUCCGUCCAGGGAAGAACUCGCGUGACUUUGACCGGUACCAGGAGGACCCGUGUUUCCGAGCAGACCACUCGCACUGCUUCGUCGUCCUCUACGGCACAGAAUUCCGCCUGAAGACCCUCAGCUUGCAAGCCACUUCUGAGGAUGAGGUCAAUAUGUGGAUCAAGGGGCUGAACUGGCUGGUGGCAGACACUCUGAGAGCACCCACUCCCCUGCAGAUUGAAAGGUGGCUCCGGAAGCAGUUCUACUCCCUGGAUCGCAACCGGGAGGACAGGAUCUCUGCCAAGGAUCUGAAGAACAUGCUGUCUCAGGUCAACUACCGGGUCCCCAACAUGAGGUUCCUGCGGGAGAGACUCACGGAUGUGGAGCAGAGGAACGGGGAUAUCACGUACGGGCAGUUUGCACAGCUCUACCGCAGCCUGAUGUUCAGUGCGCAGAAAACAAUGGAUGUCCCGUUCUUGGAAAGGGGUGCAGAAAGGUCUGAGCACUUCAGGGUAUCGCUGCUGGAGCUGCAGAAGUUUUUGCUGGAGUACCAGAGGGAGCUCUGGGCUGCAGAUACCCUUCAGGUACAGGAAUUCAUGUUCAGCUUCCUGAGAGAUCCUUUGAGGGAGAUUGAUGAGCCUUAUUUCUCCCUGGACGAAUUUCUCACCUUCCUGUUUUCCAAAGAGAACAGCAUCUGGAACUCACAACUGGACAUGGUGUGUCUGGAGAACAUGAACAACCCUCUCUCCCAUUACUGGAUCUCCUCCUCACACAACACGUACCUGACGGGGGAUCAGUUCUCGAGCGAGUCCUCGCUGGAGGCCUACGCCCGCUGCCUGCGCAUGGGCUGCCGCUGCAUCGAAUUGGAUUGCUGGGACGGUCCCGAUGGCAUGCCGGUCAUCUACCACGGACACACCUUAACCACCAAGAUCAAGUUCUCUGAUGUCCUGGUCACUAUCAAGGAGCACGCCUUUGUCACCUCUGAUUUCCCCGUCAUUCUGUCCAUUGAGGACCACUGCAGCAUUGCUCAGCAGAGGAACAUGGCUCAGAAUUUCAAGAAGGUUUUUGGAGACAUGCUCUUGACCAAACCAGUCGAUAUUUCUGCUGAUGGCCUUCCAUCUCCAAACCAGCUCAAGAGGAAGAUUCUCAUCAAGCACAAGAAGCUGGCGGAGGGCAGCGCUUACGAGGAGCUGCCCACGUCCGUGAUGUACUCAGAGAAUGAUAUCAGCAACUCCAUCAAGAAUGGCAUCCUCUACCUGGAGGACCCCAUCAAUCACGAGUGGAACCCACAUUACUUUGUGCUGACCAGCAGCAAGAUCUAUUACUCUGGGGAGACAACCAGUGACCAAGGAAACGAGGAUGAGGAAGAGCAAAAGGAGGUGAGCAACAGCACCGAGCUUCACUCCACGGAGAAGUGGUUCCACGGGAAGCUGGGAGCGGGCCGUGACGGGCGGCACAUCGCGGAGCGGCUGCUGACGGAAUAUUGCAUCGAGACGGGGGCCCCCGACGGCUCCUUCCUCGUCAGAGAGAGCGAGACCUUCGUAGGAGACUACACCCUCUCCUUCUGGCGCAAUGGGAAGGUGCAGCACUGCCGGAUCCACUCGCGGCAGGACGCCGGCAGCCCCAAGUUCUUCCUGACGGACAACCUGGUGUUUGACAGCCUCUACGACCUCAUCACCCACUACCAGGAGGUGCCACUGAGGUGCAACGAGUUUGAGAUGAGGCUGACGGAGCCAGUGCCACAGACCAAUGCCCACGAGAGUAAAGAGUGGUACCACGCCAACCUCACGCGGGCCCAAGCCGAGCACAUGCUGAUGCGGGUGCCCCGCGAUGGAGCCUUCCUGGUGCGCAAGAGGAGCGAGCCCAGCUCCUACGCCAUCUCCUUCAGGGCAGAAGGGAAGAUCAAGCACUGCCGGGUGCAGCAGGAGGGCCAGACUGUGCUGCUGGGCAACUCUGAGUUCGAGAGCCUGGUGGACUUGAUCAGCUACUACGAGAAGCACCCGCUGUACCGCAAGAUGAAGCUGCGCUACCCCAUCAACGAGGAGACCCUGGAGAAGAUUGGCACAGCGGAGCCGGACUAUGGAGCCCUGUAUGAGGGACGCCAUCCUGGGUUCUAUGUGGAAGCCAACCCCAUGCCCACCUUCAAGUGUGCAGUCAAAGCCCUGUUUGACUACAAGGCGCAGAGGGAGGACGAGCUCACCUUCACCAAAAAUGCCAUCAUCCAGAAUGUGGAGAAACAGGAAGGAGGCUGGUGGAGAGGAGAUUAUGGUGGAAAAAAGCAGCUGUGGUUCCCUUCCAACUAUGUAGAGGAAAUUACUAGUCCCACUAGCCUGGAGCCAGAACAGGAGCAGCAGCUGGAUGAGAACAGCCCCCUGGGAGACCUGCUGGGAGGUGUCCUGGACGUGCCCUCCUGCCAGAUCGCCAUCCGCCCCGAGGGGAAGAACAACCGGCUCUUCGUGUUCUCCAUCAGCAUGUCCUCGGUGUCACGGCUGUCCCUGGACGUGGCGGCCGACACGCACGAGGACCUGCUGGACUGGGUGAAGAAGAUCCGGGAGGCAGCUCAGACAGCUGAUGCCAGGCUCUCUGAAGGGAAGAUGAUGGAGAGGAGAAAGAAGAUUGCUCUGGAGCUUUCAGAACUGGUGGUCUAUUGCCGACCUGUGCCCUUUGAUGAAGAGAAGAUCGGCACAGAGAGGGCCUGUUACAGGGAUAUGUCCUCCUUUCCUGAGACCAAGGCAGAAAAAUACGUCAACAAGAUCAAGGGCAAGAAGUUCCUGCAGUACAACCGCCUGCAGCUGUCCCGCAUCUACCCCAAGGGCCAGCGCCUGGACUCCUCCAACUACGACCCCCUGCCCAUGUGGAUCUGUGGCAGCCAGCUGGUGGCACUCAACUUCCAGACCCCGGACAAGCCCAUGCAGAUGAACCAGGCCUUGUUCAUGUCCAGUGGCCAGUGUGGGUACGUCCUGCAGCCGACCAACAUGAGGGACGACAUCUUUGACCCCUUUGACAAGAGCACGUUGCGGGGCACAGAACCGCUCUCCAUCUCCAUUGAGGUCCUGGGGGCCCGGCACCUUCCCAAAAAUGGAAGGGGAAUCGUUUGUCCCUUCGUGGAGGUGGAGGUGUCUGGUGCUGAGUACGACAAUGCCAAGCACAAAACAGAGAUCGUGGCUGACAACGGCCUGAACCCUCUCUGGACCCCGAAGCAGUUCCACUUUCAGGUCAGCAACCCUGACUUUGCCUUCCUCCGCUUCGUGGUCUACGAGGAGGACAUGUUCAGUGACGAGAACUUCCUGGCUCAGGCCACCUUCCUGGUGAAAGGCUUGAAGACAGGUUUCCGAGCUGUUCCCCUGAAGAACAACUACAGUGAGAACCUGGAGCUGGCUUCUCUGCUUGUCAAGAUAGACAUUUUCCCUUGCAAGCAGGAAAAUGGCGAAAUAAACCUCUUCAGUGCUUCAUCCCUACGGGAGCGAGCAGGGGACGGCUCCAGCCAGCUGCUGGCAAGCAGAGGCAGAGAGGGCUCCUUUGAGUUGCGGUACCAGCAGCCUUUCGAGGAUUUCCGUGUGUCCCCAGAGCAGCUCGCUGACCACUUUGAGAGCCGGGAGCGAAGGGUACUGCGGAGGACCCGGGUCAACGGGGACAACCGGCUGUAGCCCAUCCCGGCGGGCGAAAGCACCUCCAGUGCUUGUGAAUCUCACAGCACGCUGUGAACUGGUUUCUAUGGAAACGGCACUGCUAUGGCCUACUUUCAGGCAGCUUUUCCAGUUUCUCUGCUGAAGUGUGUUCAAGUGGAGAACUAAAAAAAAAAUAAAAAUACUGGAAACAAACCCCACCCCGAACCAGCCCCAAGCACCCACCAACCUUCACCACGAAGCCCUUAAGAAGCGCGUCGGUGCGGCCAGGCUGCCAGAGACCAAACUGUCUAUAAUCACAAGGAGAGACCUAAAAAUUCCCCAUCCAGCCUCUGUGCCACUGCUCUGCCUGUAGUCCAGAGAUGGUGUGCAGCUGCUGGAGCCUGUUUGCAGCCAUCCCGUGCUGUGUCCGUUCCCAGAGCUCUGGGCCUGCAGUGACCACAGCAGCACCUGUCUGUCCUGGUGCCACCACGUCUGACCUGUAUAGCCACUGCCGAAGGGUCCAGUAGUGAAACUCUGCAUUUACAGGGCCGCUCUAGCUUUAAAUGACAAUAAAAGUGUCAGUAUUA
Molecule: messenger RNA, 4456 nt
Organism: Pyrgilauda ruficollis (rufous-necked snowfinch)
Lineage: Eukaryota; Metazoa; Chordata; Aves; Passeriformes; Passeridae
Gene: PLCG1
Product: phospholipase C gamma 1
Exons: 32
Coding region: 57-3908 (1283 amino acids)
Biological process (GO): phosphatidylinositol-mediated signaling; phospholipid catabolic process; positive regulation of epithelial cell migration
Molecular function (GO): protein binding; calcium ion binding; phosphatidylinositol-4,5-bisphosphate phospholipase C activity
Source: RefSeq, a predicted model, not a curated record